GUUUGGAAACAUUCUUCCUCAGUAUUCAGUGGUUAGCUUCCACAAUAGUCACGUUCAAAAUGGCUCCAGAUGACGCGAAUAAAAAACGAAAUUCUACCGAAUCGAUCGUGCGAUACACGGAGAUUUUGUUCAAUACCAUCAAUCAUAUGUUAAUCGCAUAUGUAACAAUCUAUUUGUCGUACGUGUCUUACAUGAAUGGCUUCAAAAAUCUUUUCUCGUGGCAUAUAUUUCUACCGGCAGUUGGCUACCACUUCUUCAUGGCGGAGUCCUUCUUAACAUUGUAUUCGGCGAACUCAUGGACCAUGGAGAACACACCGGAAAUGAAGCGCCGUCUCCAUUGGAUCCUACAGGCGAUUGGAUGCUGUGCGAUCUUCGUUGGAACUGGUUUGGAAAUUUACGACAAAGAGGAAAGGAAGCGGACACAUUUUAAAUCCCCCCACGCGAUAACCGGCUUGGUUUCGAUCAUUUUUAUCGUCUUGUCGAUACUGAAUGGAUGGGCGGCAAUGUACGCGAUGAAAAUCAGGCACAUCAUUAAACCCAUCUAUAUCAAGUUGAGCCAUUAUAUUUGUGGGAUAGUGGCGUUUGUCAUUGGUAUGACAUCUCUGGCGCUAGAAUACAGUCCACGGCGCAUGCUUUCGAAGGAAAAUGUGAACAUGCUGAUAUUGUUCACUUCGGUUGUGUCCGCAUUUACCGUAAUUGGUGCUGGAAAGACAAUGUUUGCUCAAUUCAGAGGAAUGUGUCGAUAGGAUGAGAAAACUUAAUGUAAUUUAUUCGACUUAUUUAUAAUAAAUGUAAUAGGAUCUAUAUACAAUAAUAAUAAAGCAUGUUGCAUUACUUUCCAA
Aedes aegypti (yellow fever mosquito) is the source of this 842-nucleotide messenger RNA. RefSeq lists its product as uncharacterized. Lineage: Eukaryota; Metazoa; Arthropoda; Insecta; Diptera; Culicidae. The transcript is spliced from 4 exons. The coding region runs from base 60 to 746 and encodes 228 amino acids. The record is from RefSeq and is a predicted model, not a curated record. Gene Ontology annotation, molecular function: transmembrane monodehydroascorbate reductase activity.